Messenger RNA from Dreissena polymorpha, 538 nucleotides. RefSeq names its product ATP-dependent DNA helicase PIF1-like. The record is from RefSeq and is a predicted model, not a curated record. Bases 131 to 520 code for a protein of 129 amino acids. The transcript has 3 exons. Lineage: Eukaryota; Metazoa; Mollusca; Bivalvia; Myida; Dreissenidae.
UACGAGUGUAUACGCAUGGGAAACAAUUUGUCUUUAGAAAAAUCUCCUUUAUACUUUCAUUUGGUGCGACUGAGAUGAAAUUAAACUUCAUUUGACAGAGUAUUCUUAUAUUUCAGUGUUCAAUCCAUCUAUGAAUGAGAGCAGAGCAUGGAGAAAGCAGUAUCCUUUUACAUUGGCAUUCGGCCUCACUAUCCACAAGGCACAAGGAAUGACACUUGACAGGGUUGAGGUAGACUGUAGGGAUAUAUUCCGGCCUGGGCAGCUGGGCGUGGCACUCUCACGUACAAGAAGACCAGAAGGACUGCGGGUCAUCAACUUCCAUCCGAGAUAUGCACUGAAACCUGCAAAGAAAGUGACAGACUUCAUGGAUCAGAUCCCAAAGGAAACACUGACAGAUAAGAGCUGUUGCCAUAUAAAGAUAAGGCAAGAGGGCCCUAUGCUUACUGGUGACCAAGGAGACGAUGAAGAUUACACACAGGAGCAGCCCAUGAUGACAGACCCAACUGUUGAAGAGAGGUAAAUACUACUUGUAAAAUUU